CAGAUAAAAUCCUGAUGCGUCAGGCUUCGAGUUCAAAAGGCUGUUGCUGUGUGCAGGCUAUCAAGGGCUGUAGUUUGUAUCUAUUAAGUGCUUUAAAAAUACAUUUUCAUUAUGACAUUUGUAACUCUUAAUAAUGGUGCUAAAAUGCCCAUUGUUGGCUUGGGAACCUGGAGGUCUGAACCAGGUCAAGUAACAGAAGCCGUGAAGGCAGCUAUUUUAGCCGGCUAUCGCCACAUUGAUGGGGCCCAUGUCUAUGAAAAUGAGUGUGAAGUUGGUGCGGGUAUAACAGCUAUGAUUAACCAAGGAGUGGUGAAGAGAGAAGACCUUUUUAUAGUCAGCAAGCUAUGGUGCACACACCACGAGAAGCAGUUGGUUAGAGGGGCGUGUGAAAGAACACUAAGUGAUCUUAAACUGGACUACGUUGAUCUGUAUCUAAUGCAUUUUCCUAUGGGUGUUAAGCCUGGAAAAGAGCUUUUCCCAUGCGAUGAGAAUGGCCAUGUGUAUCCAGACAACAGCAACUUUCUGGAGACAUGGGAGGCAAUGGAGGAGUUAGUGGAUGCUGGACUGGUCAAAGCCAUUGGCAUCUCCAACUUCAACCAUGAUCAGAUUGAGGCAAUCCUGAACAAACCAGGACUCAAGUACAAACCUGCCAACAAUCAGAUUGAGUGCCAUCCAUACCUGACUCAGGAGAAGCUUAUUAACUACUGUCAGUCUAAAGGCAUUACUGUCACUGCAUACAGUCCUCUGGGUUCCCCAACCAGACCAUGGGCAGCGCCAGAUGAGCCAUCCCUUCUGCAAGAGCCAAAGAUCAAGGCUAUUGCAGAUAAGCACGGUAAAACCACAGCACAGGUCUUAAUCCGCUUUCACAUGGAGAGAAAUGUUGUGGUCAUUCCCAAAUCCAUAAAUCCUGAAAGAGUCAAAGAGAACUUCCAGGUCUUUGAUUUUAAGCUCAGUAAAGAGGACAUGGAUACAAUCUUCAGUUUUAACAGAAACUGGAGGGCUUUUAUGUUAGAAUGGGCAUCCAAGCAUAAGGAUUAUCCACUGAAUGCAGAAUACUGAUCUUAUAUGCUUAACAGCAUUUGACAACUGUGAUUCCUUUACUUACCUUCUGGGAUCACUGACGUAUGUAUGUCUAUGACACAGAGAUUGUAAAAUAAUGGUUAUAAACAAAAACUGUUUUAAACCAGAAAGCUUUUUGAGACAGACAAGUUUAUUUUUAAAGCAUCUAUCGAUAUGCAAAACAAUAGUUGCUGUUGUGAGUAAACUGGAAGCGCUUUUUUAGUCUUACUUUAAAGGGAUAGUUCGGCCAAAAACGAUAUUAAA
Molecule: messenger RNA, 1323 nt
Organism: Misgurnus anguillicaudatus (oriental weatherfish)
Lineage: Eukaryota; Metazoa; Chordata; Actinopteri; Cypriniformes; Cobitidae
Gene: akr1b1.1
Product: aldo-keto reductase family 1, member B1 (aldose reductase), tandem duplicate 1
Molecular function (GO): oxidoreductase activity
Source: RefSeq, a predicted model, not a curated record